AUGACAAACGAAACGGAAAAUCGCCAGCAAAGUGAUGAAGUGACUCUCAGCAGCGAAGGAGGAGCACCGGUACGAGAAGAAAAGGUGCAUCAACUCGAUGAAGCCGGCAGCUCAACAGGUGCUGCAACCCACGUGGUCGGCAAACGAAAAGACUACCUUGAAUGGUACGAUUUCUUCAUGAGUGCCGCCUACUGCGCCUCCUUGCGCUCCAAAGACCCUAGUACGCAGGUGGGCGCCUGCAUUGUCAACCGAAAGAACCGUAUCGUCGCCCUCGGCUACAAUGGCAUGCCAAAUGGCUGCUCCGACGACAGCCUCCCCUGGAACCGAACAGCGGACGAUCAACUGAACACCAAGUAUCCAUAUGUGUGCCACGCGGAGAUGAAUGCCAUUCUCAAUAAGACCACCUUUGACCUGGCCGACUGCACCUGCUUUGUUCUUCUGUUUCCCUGCAAUGAAUGCGCCAAACUAAUCAUUCAAGCGGGCAUCACAAAGGUGGUGUACAUCAGCGACAAAUAUCACGACAAGUUUGAGUUUCGAGCUUCGCGAAAGCUUUUUCAAAUGGCCGGUGUUGAACUUGUCCAGUACACACCAAAACAGAAAAAAAUUGUUAUAGACUUUGACAAGAUUCCUUUAUAA
Messenger RNA from Rhagoletis zephyria (snowberry fruit fly), 636 nucleotides. Lineage: Eukaryota; Metazoa; Arthropoda; Insecta; Diptera; Tephritidae. The record is from RefSeq and is a predicted model, not a curated record.